Messenger RNA from Hippocampus zosterae (dwarf seahorse), 1861 nucleotides. It is a transcript of the gene eno1a, whose product is annotated as enolase 1a, (alpha). Gene Ontology annotation, biological process: glycolytic process. The transcript is spliced from 12 exons. Gene Ontology annotation, molecular function: phosphopyruvate hydratase activity; magnesium ion binding. Lineage: Eukaryota; Metazoa; Chordata; Actinopteri; Syngnathiformes; Syngnathidae. The record is from RefSeq and is a predicted model, not a curated record. The coding region runs from base 24 to 1481 and encodes 485 amino acids. Gene Ontology annotation, cellular component: phosphopyruvate hydratase complex.
CCCGCGUGACAGGGCACCAGCCAAUGGCGUGGCUCCGCGGAUCGGUUCUGCGUCGAUGCGGUCCACUUAUCAUCGAGCCCCGCACGUCACGAGCGCCUUCCUCUCUUCUGCCUGCCCGCACGACACAGCCACCGACGACACCGUCCUUGCACACAGCUAGGCCGGAAAGAUCCAACCCAACCAUGUCCAUCCUGAAGAUCUGCGCUCGUGAAAUUUUUGACUCCCGUGGGAAUCCCACCGUGGAAGUUGACCUCUACACCAAGAAAGGUCUUUUCAGAGCUGCAGUGCCGAGCGGUGCUUCAACGGGCAUCUACGAGGCUCUGGAACUCCGCGACAAUGAUAAAACUCGCUACAUGGGCAAAGGUGUCUCAAAAGCUGUUGAGCAUAUCAAUAAAACAAUUGCACCUGCACUGGUUAACAAGAAUGUGAAUGUCACGGAGCAGGAGAAAAUUGACAAGCUGAUGCUGGACAUGGAUGGAACAGAAAACAAGUCGAAGUUUGGUGCUAACGCCAUCCUGGGCGUGUCCCUGGCUGUGUGCAAGGCUGGUGCAGCUGAGAAAGGCGUGCCGCUCUACCGCCACAUUGCUAAUCUGGCUGGCAACUCUGAAGUCAUCCUCCCCGUGCCUGCCUUCAACGUUAUCAAUGGCGGCUCCCACGCCGGCAACAAGCUGGCCAUGCAGGAGUUCAUGAUCCUGCCCGUGGGCGCAAGCAGCUUCAAGGAGGCCAUGCGCAUCGGUGCCGAAGUAUACCACAACCUGAAGAAUGUCAUCAAAGAGAAAUACGGCAAAGAUGCCACCAAUGUCGGGGACGAGGGUGGCUUUGCACCCAAUAUCCUGGAGAACAAGGAAGCUCUGGAACUCCUCAAGAAUGCCAUUGGCAAGGCCGGCUACACUGACAAGAUCGUCAUCGGCAUGGACGUGGCCGCCUCCGAGUUCUACAAAGGCGGCAAGUACGACCUGGAUUUCAAGUCACCCGAUGACCCAAACCGCUACAUCUCCUCCGACAAGCUUGCCGACCUCUACAAGAGCUUCGUGAAGGACUACCCGGUCGUGUCCAUUGAGGACCCCUUCGACCAGGAUGACUGGGAAGCGUGGAGCAAAUUCACUGCCAGCACCAGCAUCCAGGUGGUGGGCGACGACCUCACCGUCACCAACCCCAAGCGCAUCGCCAAGGGCGUGGCCGAAAAGUCCUGCAACUGCCUGCUGCUCAAAGUCAACCAGAUCGGCUCAGUCACCGAGUCUCUGCAGGCCUGCAAGUUGGCCCAGAGCAAUGGCUGGGGUGUGAUGGUCAGUCAUCGCUCUGGAGAGACCGAGGACACCUUCAUCGCAGACCUUGUCGUCGGUCUCUGCACUGGACAGAUCAAGACUGGCGCACCUUGCCGAUCUGAGCGCUUGGCCAAGUACAACCAGCUGCUCCGGAUUGAAGAGGAGCUUGGUGACAAGGCCCGUUUCGCCGGCCAGAACUUCCGACACCCCAUCUGAGCUGCACGGUCAUCCUCAGGCUUCUGUGUUCAUCACUCAUAGUCGUCAUACUGAAACGCCACGCAAAGUCGCUUGCCUUGUCCCACUCUGCGGCCUGCGGCAUGGUGAUGUGUCAAGCACCUCCUCAAAGUAUGCUUUAGCUCCUGAAAAAUAAUUCUAGUAAUACUAAUGAUAAUCCCUUCUGUGUCUGAGGUGCCUGUGUAGCUUCUUGUGAGUUGUAGUAAAUCUUGGUGCUCUACUGAGUAAUUGAGCUACUCUAACUUUACUACUUGUCUCCAGCAAUGGAAAAGGGUGUUAUAUGUGCAAUGUGUCUCAUCCGACAAAUGUCUUGUGUUGCUGUAAACGUUGGCACAAAUAUAUAAUAAAAAUAUAGUUUGAAA